AUGCGCUCCCCCUCACGUAUUGGAGGGCCACGGCUCUCCAGGAGUUCCAAUCGCCAAAGUAAUCAAUGCAGUGGCGCGAAUCCCUUCGGCAUCUCUUCGGAAGCCGGCAUUCCGGUCCCGCAGGGAAGCCCACGCCCAGGGCCCCGCAGCAGGAGCGCGGGUCCGCGCGGCGCGCCCGCCCGCUCCACCUGGUGCGGCCUGGUCGGCCCGCAGCGCCGGGCCCUCGGCGCCACGCGACCCGCCGCGACGCGGCCGCCGGGACCCCCGAGAUGUGCAGUGCGUCGUGUAGGCGCCGCGUGCCCCCAGUCCCUCCUCCGCUUCCCGGGGCCGCGCACGCCGCCCUGGCCCCGCCCCGCGCACGCCGGGGGAGGCGGGGCCUCGGGAAGCGACGCCGGCGCCGGGCCCGCCUCAGACGACGGCACGCCGAUGGCCGACUCGCUCGCCCAGCCGCUGCCUGGCCGAAAGGCUGGGACUCCGGCCGCUGCCCGUAAGACCACAGGCAUUAAACAGACAAGUGCCUCCAAGCAAGAAGAUGUUAAGAGGAGAGCAGAACUAGAAGCGGCUGUGAGAAAGAAGAUUGAGUUUGAGAGAAGAGCUCUACAUCUCGUGGAACAGCUUUUAGAAGAGAAUAUUACAGAAGAUUUCCUAAUAGAAUGUGGAAAGGUCAUCACAUCUGAUCACUACAAUGAUGUCGUGGAUGAGCGUUCCAUUAGUAAACUCUGUGGUUAUCCUUUAUGUCAGAAGAAACUGGGAAUAGUUCCAAAACAGAAAUAUAAAAUUUCUACAAAAACCAAUAAAGUCUAUGAUAUUACUGAAAGAAAGUGUUUUUGCAGCAAUUUUUGUUACAAAGCAUCCAAGAUGUUUCAAGCACAAAUUCCAAAAACUCCAGUAUGGAUUCGAGGAGAAGAAGAAAGACACCCUGGUUUUCAGCUGCUAAAGGAAGGACAAAGUGGCCACUCUGGAGAAGAAGUCCAAUUGUGCACUCAGGCCAUUAAAACAUCGGAUAUUGACGAUCCUGGCUGUUCUGAAAAGCAGUAUGAAUCCAGUUCUCCUAGCACCUGUAGUGAUAGUAGCAGUGAUGAUGAGCAAGACUUUGUUUCCUCCAUUCUUCCAGGAAACAAACCAAGUGCAACGGGCGUACAGCCACAGCUGCACAGAAAAGGCAGCAUGAAAAAGAAAGCUGAUCGCCAAGUUCCCUCCCAACAGAAAGACCAAGGGAAGGCAACAGUAGAUGUUGCGGCGCAGUUAGGCAGUUGCAGAUUAGGUAAUCAGGAGAAAGCGGUGCUGGCGGCUGCUGCUGUUUGUGUACUUCCUUCACAAAAUGUAAACACUCAGAUUUCGUCAGACUGUCCUUUGCAAGAAAAAGUCAAAGCUGAAAAGUCUGAAAAUAGAUACCGGAGCUCAGAAAUAACUCUCGUAGGCAUAAGUAAGAAAAGUGCAGAAUAUUUUAAGAACAAAUUUGCCAAAUCAAACCACGUUUCUAGGUCAGGGCAAGUCUGUCCUGAAGUUGCAAAGACAAACUUGCUUAAAGUCCUGAAGGAGACUUUUAUGGAGUGGAAGACAGAAGAAACCUUGAGGUUCUUACAUGGUCAGAAUUAUGCAUCUGUGUGUCUGAGAGCCCCUUCGGCCCUUCUGACACAAGCAGAAGAACUUGAUGAGGAUGACUUCAGCUCCGACCCAGCCCGUCACGCCCCUGCCCUACGGAACUCUGCGAUUAGUUUGGAUGAGGCUUUGCCUUUCCGGGGAUCAGAUACAGCCACUAAACCAUUACCAAGUUACGAGAACUUGAAAAAAGAAACUGAAACACUAAAUGUAAGGAUUAGGGAGUUUUAUAGAGGACAAUAUGUUUUGAAUGAAGAAUCUACAAAAUCCCAAGACUCAGAAGAGCGUGAUCCCACCUUUCCACUGAUAGAUUCAAGUUCUCAAAACCAGAUUCGAAAACGCAUUGUACUUGAAAAACUGAGUAAAAUAUUGCCUGGACUUUUGAGGCCUCUUCAGAUUGCAUUAGGAGAUAUUUACACACAACUGAAAAAUCUUGUCCGAACUUUCAGAUUAACAAAUAGAAAUAUUAUACACAAACCUACCGAAUGGACCUUAAUUGCUGUGGUGUUGCUGUCAUUACUGGUCCCAAGACUUGGUAUUCAGAAGCAUUCUGAAGAAAAUGUGGUGUUUACACAGUUUAUAGCUACCUUGCUUGAAGAAUUACAUUUAAAGAAUGAAGACCUUGAAAGUUUAACCACCAUUUUUAGAACAAACUGUUAAUAAAGAGUGAUGGAAUCCAUGAUGAGAGAAUAGAGCAUGAACUUCUAUUCACCAUUUCUGGAAGGGUGGUUCUGAUGAGGGUCUGCUGGCAACUGAUAACCAGCGUUAUUCCAAGAACAACCUUGGCCUCCUUAGAUUUCAAACUUAUCCCCCAGCCUCUAAUUGCAGAGUGACACCUCCGAGAAAAAUCAGUAUUUCAAGAAGGAUGAGCCCUUGUGUCCUUAGCUACAAGAGAGAGUAUAUUGAUUUAUUUUAAAAUGAAAGUUAAAACUUGAAACAAUAUUUGAGAAAAUAUAAUGAUCUCUUAUUUUUCCUGGGUGAUUCCCACAAGCAUAUUAGCUAUUCAAAAAAUUAGGAAGAUGUUUGCUAUAGAGUACACCACUUAAAAACAUGCUACAUGAAAGAAGUCCGCUCUAGUAGCUCACAUGUGGCAUGCAUCCAUUGAUAGGAAACAUUCAAAAAUUGACGUCUUUGAAGUAGGUCUCAGAUCCAUGGCUGCAUGGGGACUUUCUGUACGAGGACACACAAGAUCUUCCUAGAGAGCUAAACAUGUUCUAAAACAGAAUUGGAAUUUUUGUGAUUCAUUUUAAAAAUCAAUUUUUUUAAAAUAGUUUUACUUGUGCACUUAAAACAGAUAGGUUUUAUAUCUGUAAACUGUAAGUACUUCAAUAAAACUGUGUUAAAAAUCAUAA
This is a messenger RNA of Echinops telfairi (small Madagascar hedgehog), 2954 nucleotides long. RefSeq names its product RNA polymerase II associated protein 2 (gene RPAP2). Gene Ontology annotation, molecular function: RNA polymerase core enzyme binding; RNA polymerase II CTD heptapeptide repeat phosphatase activity. Lineage: Eukaryota; Metazoa; Chordata; Mammalia; Afrosoricida; Tenrecidae. Gene Ontology annotation, cellular component: cytoplasm; nucleus. The transcript has 14 exons. Bases 1 to 2262 code for a protein of 753 amino acids. The record is from RefSeq and is a predicted model, not a curated record.